UGGUAACGGAGGGCCCCGGGGGUGCAGUCUCUUAGCUGGGAGAGGGCCUGACACCUCCCGAGGUCGCUUGAUUCAUCCCUGUUCUUUCAAUUAGACCUAAUCCGGAAGCAUCCAUCCUUGAAAUCAUAUGAAGCAGAAACAAGGAAGUCUGGCAAUUGAGAAGUCGCGACGACGGGACGACCCCACGCGUAUUUGCCCAAAGUCCGACGCGGCAGCUCUGUCACUAGUUAAGAAUACCACAUAUCUGUAACAAACUUCCCUAUCCCUUCCCUGCAUCCAUUGUUGACUAGGGAUCAUCAUUUGGGAGCAAAAGCCUCCCGUCAUUGAUCUUUCUCUCGUUGGCUUUAUUCUAUACAGUUUCUGCCACCAACCAUGUCACUCCCUUCGCAAUCGCAAGGCCGGAACCAGGCUUCUAUCCGGUCCUUCUUCCAGCCGAAGCAGCCCACGUAUGCUGCCCCUCCAUCGGCGCCGCGUCCUCAAGCCCAAGUACAUCAACAACAAUUCCAAACGCCGCCACCAGCAGCUCCUCCACUGCCGCGCCAAACCACGACCGCAAACGAUCCGGCAGUCACGAAAACCCCCAUCGCCGUGCCUUUACAGAAACCGACUCACCACCCCAACAUAACCAUCUCGCCCAUCCUCCCCUCUCAUGUCCCGUCCUUGCGCCGCAUAGUCUCCCGCCUCCUGCCGGUCCGCUACCCAGACUCUUUCUACGCCGCGCUCUCAGACCCCUCCUCCUCAGGCGCCUUCUCGCGCGUGCUCCUCUGGACCGACAGUCCCAUUCACUGUGAUGACUCCGACACCGCCCCCUCGACCUCUCCCCGCCGGCCACCCAAGCCCACCGUAAUAGGCGGGAUCAUCUGCCGCCCCGAGCGUUCCUACCAACCACGCCCGCAGUCUGCGCGCGACAUCAUCUCAGAUGCGCUGUACAUCCAGAGCCUGGUGCUAAACGAGCCGUACCGGCGUCUGGGCUUAGCGCGCGCUCUGCUGGACGAGAUAUGCGAGCUGGCGCGGCGCGACGAGAAGUGGCACUGCCGGACCGUGUGCGCCCACGUGUGGAUCGACAAUGUCGAAGGGAUGAAGUGGUACACGGCGCGGGGGUUUGACAAGGUGCAACCCGUCGUGGCCGAGUACUACAGGCAGCUGAUGCCGAACGACGCCUGGAUUGUGCGGCGCGACAUCAAGCUGAGCAACGGAGGGGUGCUGGAUGCGCUGGAGCAGCAGGCGAGUCGUACACCGGCGCUGGUGGGAAUUACGGAUGUCGCGUCUCCUCCUCUGCCGUCAGCAACAGCAGCAGCAGGUCCACCGCGGAAUGUUCCUAGUGCUAGUGUAAACCCAAGUUCGAGACCAUCACCGAGUCCAUCGCCGCGGUUGGGUCUCUCCUACCAAAACACGCGGCCGGAGACGGAGUGGAACGAUUUGCCCGCCGAGAUGUCGCGAAAUCUGACAGUACCGGGAAGCGGCGCUAGUUCCGGUGCUAGUUCACGAAGUAGCUCGGUCAUGCGGAAGAAAAGGGAUCGUUCGUAUCCAGCCGCUGCUUUUGGGAGCUAGUGGCGGAUUUCAGGCAUGGAAAAUAGAGUCACGAGUAAGAACAAAAUAUCGAUUGGAUGUAUGGAGCGUUUGCAGAUUAGGGGAAACCAUGGUGGAAUUUGGCAGGGAAAGGGGACUAUAUCGGUAAAAGCACACCGAAUGCCACCUGGGCCGGAUACAAAAGAGGACAAACGUAGAGCAUCGGUUCCCCGUUGUAUCAGUUGGCCAGUAUCAAAGUAGGCAUAGCUCAUAGACAGCCUUGGAAGUCACAGGCAAUACAAAGAUCAAAUCAGGGU
Molecule: messenger RNA, 1826 nt
Organism: Pseudomassariella vexata
Lineage: Eukaryota; Fungi; Ascomycota; Sordariomycetes; Amphisphaeriales; Pseudomassariaceae
Exons: 1
Coding region: 373-1551 (392 amino acids)
Biological process (GO): mitotic sister chromatid cohesion
Cellular component (GO): NatA complex
Molecular function (GO): acyltransferase activity, transferring groups other than amino-acyl groups
Source: RefSeq, a predicted model, not a curated record